CGGGCAGAACCGGGGGUGGCAGCGCGGCCCCUCCGCCACCGGUACCGGUACCGCUCGUGCCGCGCCGCACGGAGAGGCACAGCCAUGGGCAAGCACAGCAGCAAGCUGGCCCCCGAGAUGCUGGACGACCUGGUGAGGAGCACGGAGUUCAGCGAGCAGGAGCUGAAGCAGUGGUACAAGGGUUUCCUCAAGGACUGCCCCACCGGAAUCCUCAACCUGGAGGAGUUCCAGCAGCUCUACAUCAAGUUUUUUCCCUAUGGUGACGCCUCCAAGUUCGCCCAGCACGCGUUCCGCACCUUUGACAAGAACAGCGACGGCACCAUUGACUUCCGAGAGUUCAUCUGUGCCCUGUCUGUCACCUCCAGGGGGACCUUUGAGCAGAAACUCAACUGGGCCUUCGAGAUGUAUGACCUGGACGGGGACGGGAAGAUCACACGCUUGGAGAUGCUGGAGAUCAUUGAGGCCAUCUACAAGAUGGUGGGGACCGUGAUCAUGAUGCGGAUGAACCAAGACGGGCUGACGCCCCAGCAACGUGUCGACAAGAUCUUCACAAAGAUGGACAAGGACAAGGACGACCAGAUCUCCCUAGAGGAGUUCAAGGAGGCAGCCAAGAGCGAUCCCUCCAUCGUCCUCCUGCUGCAGGGUGAUGUGCAGAAAUAGGGCCCAGGGCUCAGGGCCGGACUGGCUGCAGCCAACCUCAGCUCCCCACAAUGGUUUCUGUCCCCACUCCAUGCUGAGUGCCUGUGUGCCCGCUUGGCCCCAUGCUCCAUUCCUGCUGCCACCCUUCUGCUCUGCUCCUGGGCACUGCCGGCUCGAGGUCCCCUAAACCAGACCUUGCAGCUAAACCGCUGAACCAGGGGAGCAUCCUGACACCCCAGGGCCAGCUGUCCUCGCACCCUGUUGCCCGCUGUCCCCAUGGGGAUCCCAGUCCCAGCUCUUCCCCUUCACACUGCCCCUGCUGCUGAAGGGCUCAGGAUCCUGGCCCUGGUGCCUGCUCUGCAGGCAGUGCCCCACGGGGCUGCCGGGGCUCAGGACUGGCCCUAGGUUGUGUCAUGCCCCCACCCCCACCACCCAGCUGUAGAUUUUCUGCUUCUGCUUUUGAUGGUGGAAAUAGCCAAGGGUUGGUCAGGGGACUUCAGGAAGUGUCCAAGGCCACCCUUGGCUGUGGCGCAUGUCUGAUCCCAGGAACCACCCCAUCUCUGGUGGCUGACUUCCAGAACUGCCCUGGCACCACUGAGUUGCCUGGUGGGUUUCUGGCUCUCCUGACCCCUUCGGUCCCAGCCCCCUCCCCCCCCAGGGCAGCAAUGUUGUCACAGAGUGGUAUUUAUUCUGCACAUUGUGGUGAUGAUGACUGUGAUAUGUUAGGAGGCUGUGGA
Messenger RNA from Numida meleagris (helmeted guineafowl), 1376 nucleotides. It is a transcript of the gene HPCAL4, whose product is annotated as hippocalcin like 4. NCBI's taxonomy places the organism in Eukaryota, Metazoa, Chordata, Aves, Galliformes, Numididae. The coding region runs from base 85 to 660 and encodes 191 amino acids. The transcript has 4 exons. The record is from RefSeq and is a predicted model, not a curated record. Gene Ontology annotation, molecular function: calcium ion binding.